GUGUAACAAGUAUCUGUAUUUAUCUACGUGUUUACCGGAGGCUUGUCUGGAUACACCAGUUGGGUAUUCCCCGAUGGUACCUGUAUUACGUCAUACUCGCACAGUAUUAUCCGUUUUACUGAAGAAAUGUGUGUCAUUAUUAGAUGUGUGUCAUUAUUAUUCGGAUAUACUGACAGUGGUUUAUCUAAUGUUUUUUUUUUGACUAGUCAUACUUUCAUACUGUUUCACAAUGGUAAUAUUCGAAAGUAUGUCGUUGUGUAAUACUCAAGAUUUCUAUUGUACUUAAAUAAUUGCAAGAAAUAUAUUGUGUCCGUAUUUAGAAGAGACGAGGUAACACACGCUUCUACAAAAACUGAAUUAAAAAAUUUUGCUUUAAGAAACGCAUUUAGAAAAAUCGGUGGGCAAUUUUUGUCAAAAUUUAUCUAUCGGAAUAUUGACAAUUUAGAAAUAAUGGAAAAGUCGCAAGUCAAUGAAAAUUUUCAAAUUGAGAAAGCAAUGGAAAUUGAUGUUAAAGUCGAAAAAAACAGCGAUUCUAUUAAUAUAGAAAAUAAAGAUGAUAUCAACAAUUUGCGAGUCCGUGAAAACACUGGAAAUAUACGAAAGAAACAAUUAAUGUGCGAGUAUUGUCAAAAGAAAUUCAAUCACGCUGGGGACCUCAACAAGCACAGAAGAAAGCACACCGGUGAGCAGCCUUACGUAUGUAAUAUGUGUGAACGAAAGUUUACGACGUCGUCUAAUCUUGUUAGACAUCAACAUUUACAUCUCGGGAUAAAGCCGUUCCAUUGUCAGAUUUGUGGACACAGUUUUACCCGAAAAAUCAAACUUUCCGCCCAUCUGAUAACAAAGCAUCACGAAGCUCUAAAAUCUGAAUGAAUAUA
Messenger RNA from Atta colombica, 878 nucleotides. Its product is annotated as zinc finger protein 391-like. Lineage: Eukaryota; Metazoa; Arthropoda; Insecta; Hymenoptera; Formicidae. The coding region runs from base 451 to 873 and encodes 140 amino acids. Gene Ontology annotation, molecular function: DNA-binding transcription factor activity, RNA polymerase II-specific; RNA polymerase II cis-regulatory region sequence-specific DNA binding. The transcript is spliced from 2 exons. The record is from RefSeq and is a predicted model, not a curated record. Gene Ontology annotation, biological process: regulation of transcription by RNA polymerase II.